This is a messenger RNA of Mytilinidion resinicola, 495 nucleotides long. RefSeq lists its product as uncharacterized. The coding region runs from base 17 to 349 and encodes 110 amino acids. The transcript has 2 exons. NCBI's taxonomy places the organism in Eukaryota, Fungi, Ascomycota, Dothideomycetes, Mytilinidiales, Mytilinidiaceae. The record is from RefSeq and is a predicted model, not a curated record.
GUUCCACACCACCCUCAUGGGCGAAGUCGUAUCAACACAUGGUGGGUACGGCCUGAAACCCGCCAAAGGCAUGUUUGGUGUCACAACCGUCGCCGACCACAUGAUAGCGUAUGUCGACUUUCGCGGACCUCCCGAAGUCUGGGAACAGUUUUGUAGAAAAGCGCAGAGGCUGUACCAGACGCCCGGGCCUAAUUACUGCGGUACCUUGGCGUCGAUUUACUUGGUAAGAUUGGACGCAGAGUUUGAGUUUGGGGGGUUGAUUUCUACACUGCCUCCCGUUGUGGCCGAGAGUAGUAAGGGUGCGCCCCCGGCGUAUGGUGAGCAUAUGAGAAAUGAGGAGGGUAUCUGAGAAAAACAUCAAAUUAACCGUUGCACGGUGCUGUUUCAAGCAUAGUGUGAGCUACUCCAUCCUCAAUAUACCACCGGGUGCUUCCUGAAGGGACCAGGAAUCAGAGAGCUAAUCAGGUAUUUGCUAAAUGUCGUUUGUAACCUCUG